AGCAAAGGCAGACGCCGGUACAUAGGCCGUAGGUAGCAUCCAGCGAAUGUUGUGACUGCAAUGACCAGUUCGGAGUCUCAGCGUCCUCGUGCAAACAGCGCGGGAAGCGAUGACAGCUUCAGCAUUCCCACAGAGGCCCAGCUUUUUGGACUGGACAUUCCCAACGAGUCGAUCCAGGUACCCGAGCCGGGGUCUUUGCACAUGGCCCGGCCCAGCGGGUCGACAGCCCGGCGUGCCGCGGUGCCCGUGCUGCUGGCGGACGGCCGGGAUGACGCCCUGGCGAGGCAGCCCAGGAGCCACGACGCCUUCGGUGCCUCACGCGGAGUGGUGAACCUCCCGCGGCGCUCAGAGGUGCAGCGCCGGCCCCCAAGGAUGCAGCCGCCGGCGCUACAAGAGCGGUGCCCGCCCUUUGCGGUGUCCCCCUACCCAGUAGGGCAGCCAGCUCCUCCGCAGGGAGAUGGCGCCUGCGGGUCCAGCGAGGGAAGCUGCAGCCCGAGCAACCGGAGUGAGGAGGGCGUGCCGCACUCGGAUGCCGCUUUCAGCCGAACUCGGCCCAGAGAGGGUGCAUUGCCACCUGUGCCGCGGGAGACGGUGCCGGAUCGCGCGCGCUCUGUGCCGGCCCGGGAGCGAGAUCACCGCGCAAGAAUUAUCUACGACCAGGUGGCGUCUCACCACACCUCAUCGUCUCAAGCGAGCGAUGACCCAGAUGCCGCUGAGUAUCCGGAACGCCACCUGGCCCACCACUUGUCCGCACCAGAGCUACCGCCUCCGUGGCAGGUUGCAGAGGAAUUGGGGCAAUCUGGCAUGGCGGCUCCGAGAUAUUUAUUGGUGAGAUUGGGCGAGUGCAUCCCAGCAGAGACUGGUGCCGCUCCCGUGCAUCGCUCCAGGUUGGACUGUGGGCCGCAGUGGAAAGACUUCCUAAACUACGGGGAGUACAACAACCCCGAGGGAGUGUCCCUGGAGGAAGUGCUGACCUGCCCCUGCUGCUUGAGCAUCUUCCGGCAGCCCAUUGCGCUGCCCUGCGGCCACAGCCUUUGCCGCGGCUGCUACGUGCGUGUGUUCUCACAGAGUACGAGCGCGCGCAGAUGUCCGCUCUGCCGAACGGACCUACCGCGCUUCGACAUGAAAGUGAACGUGGCCUUGACCGCCGUCUCAGACGCCCUGCGGUCCUUUUUGGCUGUCCAGAGGCCGAAUCCUCGUCCUGGUCAGGGUUGAAUGAUCGGAAUGCUGUUCAGCUAAGGCUGGCACGUUUGAGACAAUGCCAAGGUUUUCACUCCAUUUAUAGCUCUUGGCUAAGUUGGCAAGCUCUCAAUGCUUUGUAGUGUGGCUCAUAUCGCAGCCAUGGCCGAACGUAUGGCUCGGGCAUUUUUUUCCCGCCCGCGCGCGCGAAAGCCGAGUGUUUAGGUGUGACCCCUUGCAAAUGCCGUCCACCAAGAGGGCCCCAAGCAAGAGUCACACCCAAAUACCUUCACUGCAGCAGCCAUUGAUACUUUUUCUGCUUGCAGAACCCCUAUACAUCUGAACCAGACGCCUGGGAGCUGCACUUGCAAGACCAAGUGGCUCCAUGAAGCUGCCAUCGGAGCAUGCUGCAACUUUGCUUUUGAAUUGAGGAAUCUCUCAUCGCGGCAAAAUUGGUCAUUGCCCGACACGUUUCGCAUUGGAGCACUGUGGCAGUAGUGGGCGCAGG
Messenger RNA from Effrenium voratum, 1687 nucleotides. The record is from the annotation of a GenBank genome assembly. Lineage: Eukaryota; Dinophyceae; Suessiales; Symbiodiniaceae.